AGACAAGAAGGGGAUGAUGACUCAUCUUCGUUAACAACAACAAUUUCUAUAUCCUCCAUUGCAAGUUAGGGCUUCGCGUCCAUAGAAUCAAUCAUUUCUAGAACUGUCCGACCCAAAAUAAGUUUUUGAUCAGGUAACUCGAUCUGGGUAUGUAUGAUUCUCUCAACUGUUGACAAUUCCGAGAGAAAUUGAAGGCACGAUUACGGCGAGGAGAGGUAUUUAUCUAUCUAUCUAUAGCUUCUUCAAUUCGAAUCCGUUUUGGGUAUUUGAGGAUUUAGCAUAAAUGGCUUGUCAGACAGUAAAUUCCUGGACAUUUUCGGACAUAGUGGGUGCUUUUGUUGAGCUUGCAAUUGCUUACUUCUUACUUUGCGCCUCAUCUGUUGUCUUUAUCGCCUCAAAAUUUCUUGGUGUAUUUGGAUUGUCUUUACCCUGUACUUGCACUGGUAUUUUGGGAAAUAGUUGUUUGCAUAGACUCUUAUUAGUUCAUUGCCUAAAUGAAGAUGUCUCUUCAAUUCAACUUUCUUUGAAGAACAAUCACCCUUUUGAAUCAAUUUUGGAGAAAAAUCAGGACUGUCAAUUGAACCUGCGUUUGGUUAGUGAUUCAAAGAAGAAGGAAAAACAUCGCGGAAUUGAAAAUGCUGCAUCUUGUAGUUCUGUUUCUAGUGCUAGAGACUUUGGAAAGAACUCAUUUCAUAUGAAGAAAAUUGAAGAUGGAGUAGGUUCAACGCAUAAACAAGAGAGGGUCACGAAUGAAAGGGCGAGAAGGGGAUUUAGACGUCGUAAGAAGGUUUUAUCUGAUUAUGGGAAGGAGAAUGAUUCAUCCGUUUCGCCCUAUCAUUCUUCAAUCUCUCAAGUGGGAGAUGUUUGUCACUCAAUGUCGAGUAUUCACUACAAGAUGGGUAGAGAGAAUGCACCACUACCUGCUGAUUAUGGAUCAAAUACCAUUGGUUUUGGAGAUCUUGGAGAAACAGCUCCACAGGAUUUUGAACGGGAAAAUAAGCUCAUAGAAAGAUCUUCAUCUUCUUCCGAAGAGAAUAUGAGAACGGCAGUCUCUAAGGAAGAGAAAAAUGACACCAUAGGAAUCUUAGAACAAGCUCUCGAACAAGAACGAGCUGCUAAGGCAGCUCUUUAUCUCGACCUGGAAGAGGAGAGAAACGCUGCCGCCAGUGCAGCAGACGAAGCCAUGGCCAUGAUUUUACGUCUUCAGGAGCAAAAAGGAUCAGUGGAAAUGGAAUCCAGGCAAUACCACAGGAUGAUUGAAGAAAAAUCUGCUUACGACGAAGAAGAAAUGGACAUUCUCAAAGAAAUCCUAACACGAAGAGAGAACGAAAAACAUUUCUUGGAAAAUGAAAUCGAAGCUUACAGGGAGAUGCAUUAUCUCGAAAACAAGCCUUUGCAAGAUGAAAUCCAACUUCUCCCUUCUUCAUUUAACCUCUCCGAAGAUCCAGUUUCGAAUGAUGAAACACUUUUGGGAUUGGAUACUGAAGAAGAUUCUCAAGAGAAGAAAAGCGGUUGGUCGUCAGCAACAGAGUCGUCAGACGCAUAUAACUACUUCACGACGUCGAGAUCCUCAAGGCGGGUUGGAAGAAAGAAUUUGGAUAAGGGCUUGCCGCCUCUGGGUAAUUCGAAAGAAAAGGCUGCGACUAAAAUGAAGAGGAAUUCUUUGUCGGCAGUUGAUACUGAAAGGUUGAAAAUCGAGAACGAAGUUGGGCUGCUGAGAGAAAGAUUGAGAAACAUUCAAGCGGGAAGGGAGAAGAUUAAACUACCAGUUGAUUAUCCAGAAAGAGAUAAAAAUCAGUUGCAGCUUUUAGAGGACAUUGCUCGCCAGCUUCGAGAGAUUCAAGUGCUUACAGAACCGGGGAAGGUUCCUCGUCAAGCUUCUUUGCCUACAACACCCCCAAAGGUUCAAUCAAAGAAAAGUUGUGUCCGAAGUGCAUCAAUGGGUAUUCUGAAUAACCCUUAAAGGUACUAUAGUUAAGCCACCCGGUUUAUUCUCUUCUGCAACUGAAGAUGGUACGAAGAAAUAGCUUGGAUUAUGGGUAUAGAUAGAUCAAAAUGUUCUGUUUUUGAAUCUUGGAUUUUACUGGUUUAAUAUCUGUAAUUAGAAUAAAUUAGGGUCUGCCCUGUUUCUACUAUCAAUCUUGGAUCUCUAAUCUGUAUCAAUAAAUACAAAAGACAUCUUUUCCAUAUAAAAAUGUAGAAACAAUUUUGCAGAAUAGAUUUAUAAACAUUUUA
Messenger RNA from Impatiens glandulifera, 2235 nucleotides. Its product is annotated as myosin-binding protein 3-like. Bases 284 to 1963 code for a protein of 559 amino acids. The record is from RefSeq and is a predicted model, not a curated record. NCBI's taxonomy places the organism in Eukaryota, Viridiplantae, Streptophyta, Magnoliopsida, Ericales, Balsaminaceae. The transcript is spliced from 3 exons.